GAUGAUAGCUCCCCUCCUUCUAUUUAUAUCAAGAACAUUGUGAAAAUCACCACUGAGCUCCACGAAACUAUCAGCAGAAUGUCUUACAACCACAACGGAGAAGAUGACCUCUCUUGGUACACCAACCAGCAAGUCUCUCACCCGAUUGCUGCUUCGACUAGCAAUGACGUAAAUUCAGGAGUAAAAGUCGCCGCGAGCACCGACACAACCUCUUCGAGUCCGAACCCCACUAAGUUUCAAGCAGAGUGGCCCUAUGAAAACAGCCAGCAUGUAGAUGGCUCAUCUCAAGACUGGUAUUCGACCUCGGAUUCCAGCCAGAAUACACAUGCUUCCGCAUUUCUACCUCAAAUGCCACGAUCGCCUGGUCAGCACAGCUCAGAUGUAAACAACUUUGAUACACAGGGAAGUGGAGAACUCCCAAACGUGACGGGUCUUGGGAUCUAUUCAACUCCUGACGAGAUUCUCUACAACCCGAGCCUCCAGAACGCUUUCGGUAGUGAUAGUUAUUCUGUCCCGCAGCAGGAUACUUUAGUAGGCGAGUUCUUAGACGACUGUAACGUGGAUGCCACAGCUACUGGUUUUGGAACACCAGUUCCAUCAAGAUAUCAGACAGACAAUAAUUUAUCUGUUGGCAGUGAUAAUCCUGCAGAUAUACAAUCUUCGGCUCAGGCUGAAAAUUCUCUCUUUGGCACGUCCACUCAGUUUGCUAGCAGCACCCAAAGCGUUGAAGUUUCACAACAGGAGUCAAUGCCUCAGGGUGAACAAUAUCAAGCUGGAUUCUCCAAUGGAGCAACAAUAGCUCACCCUAACCGCCCACUGAGCGCGCCACCUGCAGGCAACUGGGUAUUGGAGCAAGGGGUCUCAUACACUGCUACUGGUCUUGGCAUACAGUUACCUUUGAACUCUUUGCCCACAGCAACGCUGCAAAAUGUUCCUCUCGCAUAUCCCGGUAACUGGCAAUACGAUGGCCAAUCAACGGGCCCAGCUAUUGACAGCGAUGUCCCGUUAGCACAACAGUCCAAUGGCACUCAAAAUGCUUCUUCCGAUACAUUAGGUGACAAUUUGUGCCAAGAUCCUGGAACUAUCCAAGAAGCGCAACUCCAACAGCAAUUAUCGCAAAUUGAUGGCUCGGGUCAGAAUACUUUACCAGGUGCACGCCAACAGAGUGAUGUAUCGAGUACACGCUCGCCGAUACGUUCAGAUAGACGUAGACACAGCGAUCCACCAUCUGUUCCAAUUCGAGAUACGAUGGAGUUACAACAAGGAGUACAGAUUCAAAGCCAGUUUUCGGAGCAAGCUGCACAGUGUCAAACGACUUUUAUCGAUGCGUCACGCGCACAUCAACAAGGCGGUGCAUUAAAUGAGGGCACACUGGGAGAUGUACGUAGCCGCAGACUCGGCGAGACUUACCCCGUUCCAGCUCAAGAGCUCCACACUACCGAUCCACCUCCUACUGGUGUCCGUACUGAGCCUCGGCAAAUAAGUCAGAAUCAAGCUGCAAGCCAGCCUGAUCGUGUUGUACAGCAGAUAAAUGCACACCCUACAACUGUCCCUGAAUUUCAUGGCAGUCAGCCUGGCGUCGGGCCUCACACGACGUUUGCAUAUCCCGAGCGCUCACACCAAAACACCUUUCAGCAGCCAACUACACAAUAUACACAGGCAGCCAUUACGAGCGGCAGCGCUAAACUGACGGAAAUUGCAAGACCUUCAUUGCAACUUGUUACAACUGCUCCACCAGCUAUGACACCACAGCAGCCCACACAGGGAGAAAAGCAGCCAAGACAGCCAGGCCGACAAUCUGAUCAAUCAAGUACUUCAUCCGUACCACAGAGCCAACGUGUACCUCAACGGGGACCACCUCGAGUUCAGAUUAGUCCACAGGCAAACUCUCCACAGGCUCAGGGUAACGACUCACAGCCGAGAAUCCCAAAAAGCCGCUUUGAUUGCACACUUCCAAGUAGAUUGGAACACAAAACGGCUGCUUUUGCCAAUGUCGAGCCAGCAGAAGACUUCGUGAAAACGGUCUCCAAGAUGCCUUUUCUAGAUAGAGUGGCGUGUAUUGAUCGAUUGAUGCGCGAAGACCUCUUCAAAGAUUACUUGAAACCACAUCUCUUCCGUGUAUACAAUACAGGUCGUGAGGAUGGUUUGAAGUUUGCACUAGAGAGGCGUAGCAAGGGACCUUUGCAUGGUAUUAUCGAAACCACAGAGAUAAACCAUGAGCGCCAGAGUAUCAAGUGGAAGACCAAGUUUGAUAACAUGCAGAUCAAGAACGAGCGCCGCAAGAGGGAACUUGCCGCUUGUAAAACUUCCGGUGGUAUGACGACCGAUACAUCUGAAAACCUUGGAGUGGCUCCCUCCGGCAUCAAGCGCAGUCAUCAAACACUAGCAUCGGCUCAGGAUUCUCACUAUGAGAUUGAUGACGACGAAAUGAUUGAGUCCGUCAAUGGCUCCGAUGACCAAUCAUUUGUCCACCUUCGAAAUUCGCCAAAGAAGCCUCGAACUUCCGGGCCAGCAUCUUCAGGACUUAGGCCUUCAAAUAUCACGGACAAAUUCUGUUCGCAUGCUGUCGAGAAUAUUCCAUUCCUUCCUGAUCCUAUCCACAGCCAAUUGCGCAGUCUCAGCAUUGAGCAACUCAUCAUUCCAGUACAGAAAUACAUCAAUCAAAAUGGUGAGAUCGCCGACACCAAUGUUGAGCACUGGCGUGCUUGUGCAGGACAGGCUGCUGGUACCGAAAUGGAGCAAGAAAUGGCUUGCACACAUUGCGCUGACCACGUGCAGGAUGGAUCUGUACCCUUUGCAAGCUGUGUCAUUAUUGGCGCCACCAUCCCAGCUGGAAAGCACUUCAAAGGUGCUUGCAUGAAUUGUGUCUAUCUUGGUAAGGAUCAAGAUUGCAGCCUUCGACGUGGCGAGAGUGAGGAAACUGAAGCUCAAUGAAUUUGAGAUCAAUAGGGCUAGGGAGCUGGGGGGCUGGAGAGAGCCGGGGAGGAUCUUCUUUUUGUAGUCGAUGAAGUUGAAAUGUGGUCGGCUUGAUUUCCAUGGAGCUGGGCAAGUUCUUUGUUCAAACUGUUUCAGAUUUUUUGAGGUGUAAGAUUUUGCCGUAUUCACUUUCAUUAUCGUGAUCGGUUGAUUGUUUUCGAGGGAAGACCUCGGGUCUCGGGACUAUCACACCGACGAGAAAAGGGUAUGCAGUGAAGAGGAUUCUAUGGGAACUAGGUACGAGGACUUCUACCGUCUAUUUCAAGGCGACGGGGGAAAAAAGACAAUAUGAGACUGCCUAUUGAACUAUCCUAGCUUUCUCAUAAGUAUUGUCACGGAAGGAUAUUGACGUACUGAUUUAUUCUAUAAAUAUCAAUAAAAAGUUUCUGUCCA
Messenger RNA from Botrytis cinerea B05.10, 3369 nucleotides. RefSeq lists its product as hypothetical. NCBI's taxonomy places the organism in Eukaryota, Fungi, Ascomycota, Leotiomycetes, Helotiales, Sclerotiniaceae. Bases 79 to 2934 code for a protein of 951 amino acids. The transcript has 2 exons. The record is from RefSeq and is a predicted model, not a curated record.